Molecule: messenger RNA, 843 nt
Organism: Aedes albopictus (Asian tiger mosquito)
Lineage: Eukaryota; Metazoa; Arthropoda; Insecta; Diptera; Culicidae
Product: ribosomal RNA small subunit methyltransferase NEP1
Exons: 3
Coding region: 111-827 (238 amino acids)
Biological process (GO): rRNA base methylation
Cellular component (GO): nucleolus; small-subunit processome
Molecular function (GO): rRNA binding; rRNA (pseudouridine) methyltransferase activity
Source: RefSeq, a predicted model, not a curated record
AAAAUAUAAACAUUGCAACAGUAAAACGUGCGACCCAGCAGCGGCCGCCUUCAGUUAAUAAUAUUCAGUAAAAAACCUGUAAAAUCCAUCGUAUUUCCCAAUAAAUCAACAUGGGUAAGAAACGGAAGCACGCCGAAGAUGAGCAGGACCGAAAGGAUUAUGAUCUUCCGGCCAAGCACAUGAAUACAAGCCACAUACGAUCGAACGAACGCAGACUCGUCAUUAUCCUGGAAGGAGCGCAGUUGGAAACGGUGAAGGUAGGCCAAGUUUUCGAACUUCUGAACUGCGACGAUCAUCUGUCGAUAUUGAAGAAAAAUGGCCGGGAUCCUGGUUCUUGCCGGCCGGACAUCACCCAUCAGUCCCUGCUGAUGCUGAUGGAUUCGCCACUGAACCGGGCUGGACUGCUGCAGGUUUACAUAAAAACGGAGAAGAACGUGCUGAUAGAAAUAAAUCCACAGACAAGAAUUCCUCGGACGUUCCGACGAUUCGCUGGUUUGAUGGUUCAACUGUUGCAUAAAUUCAGCAUCAAGGCCAACGAUUCGCCGAAGAAGUUGAUGCGAGUCAUCAAGAAUCCCGUCACCGAUCAUCUUCCGGUGGGCUGUCGUAAGUAUGCUAUGUCGUUCAGCGCAUCGGAGGUCAAGCAUCCACGCGAACUGGUUCCAAAGGUUGACGAACCGGUUGCCUUGGUUGUGGGUGCCUUUGCCCAUGGAGCUCUGAAUGUGGAUUACACUGAAGGCAAUUUUUCCAUCAGUAACUAUCCGCUAUCAGCUGCGUUGGCGUGCACAAAGUUGUGUUCUGCUUUUGAGGAGACCUGGGGUAUAAUAUAGAAAAUGGUAGAUUCCA